AUGGCAACGAGACUGCUGCUGCCUUGGAUCUGGCUGGCGCUCCUAUUCGGUGAGUUUGGUGCUAAUUGGUAACCUGCAGGUUGGCCCUAGAAGCGAGACACUACUUGCACAUUUGUCACUGUGGGGCAAAUGCAGAUGCUGACAGAACAGGCACUUGCUCACAGCCUAGCAAAACUUUCCUUGACCCAGAAUUCCAGGUUGCAUCUAUGGCUAUCUGGCACCCAGCCCAAUGUAUCGUUGGCUGAGUUAACACAUGCCCAGUCCCUACCAUUGUGUGGAACCUAUGGCCGAUGUUGUCGGACUCCAUCUCCCAUCAUCCCCAGCCAUAGAUAAUGGUCAGCGAUGAUGGGAUCUGGAGUCCACCCACAUCUGGAGGGCACUGAUUCUGAAUGUCUAAAGUCAAAGAUUUACAAAAUGCAACUUAGAAAAGGCGAGCCUGUCUCAGCUCAGCUAACACUCUGCUAACAACCUAAAAUCUUAAUAUAUGAACAAAGGAGCAGUUAUUCUUUCUCUCCAUUCUCUCCACACUGUUCAGACCUCAGACACUGAAGCCUUUAUUCAUAGAUUCAGCUGCUAUUCUCUGUGACUGCACCCCAGUCUACGGUAGCACCUUCCCCAGAGAGUCCCACCUGGCCCCUGCCUUGUAUUCUUUCCAGAGCCAGCAGCACCUUCAUCUUUCUAAAAUUUCAUCUGGCUUUUAAUGACUUUGGGGCUUGAAAAGUUUUGAUGGCAUGUUUGUAUUUAACCCUAUUGCUUACAUACCCUAUUUGCUGUGUUGCACCUUAUGUUGUUGUGUAUUUAAUCAUCGUAUUUUAAACUAUUAUUUGGUAAGGUACCUAGAGAACUUUUGUUACGGGGUAGCUGAGAAAUACCUUUGAUUCAUUAAUUCAAAGUUUUAUUUAUUCUUUUCCUUUUUUUUGAAAAAAAAAUACAUGAUCUGUUCAUAUAGUACAUAAGUCAAAUUUGCCGAUAUAGCUAGGGUAGGGGUAGGGGCUGUACUGUUGCUCAUUCACCCUAACAGAUCCCCCACCCCCUCACCAAUUCCAUUCCUUAACACCUGGUCAAACUCCCUUUCCUUUACACCCAGCCAUUCCCAUUCCUCCUCCCUAUACACCUUAUCAAGCCCUUCUCCUCCUGCUUUUACAACUCCACCACCUUGCUAACUCUGCACUCUCACUGACCUUGCUACUGCCCCUUACAGCUUGCCCAGACACAGUGCCUUCUUCCACUCAGAGCUCACCUGAACUAUGUCCCCUCCCAUUCGACAUCCCACCCAGCUGCCAGGGCCAUUUCAUACUUAACUGCCGAGGGUGAGGACAAGGGAAGCCAUGGGCAGCAGUGGAAGAGCAGGACUGUUGCUUGUGAGCUGCCUGCCCAGCCCUGCCUGUUCCUCAGUGCCUCACCCGGGACACAUGCCCACAUCCAUUUCCCUCCUCCUUGGCUUCUGAAGCUGCUGAGGCUGAAGUGGGCAAGACAGUCACAGGGAGCUGUCUCAGUCUGUCCUCAUUGUUCCUCGGCAGUUUUGCCUGGACUGCCUGCUCUGCCUCCAUCUCUGUUUGCUUGGGCUCCCCACUGUCAGCUUCAGCCAUGCACACACGCAGCCAUCUUCCUAGGCCACCCACUCAUUCACUUGGACCACCUGCAUUCCUGCAUCUGCACUCCAACACUCUUGUUCUGUUCAGUGGUGGAGCUUCAAGCUCUGGCAGGGAGGGGGAGGGUCUGAGAGCAGGUGGGGGCAUGGCUGGCAUGCAUCCCGGGGGUGUGGUGCACGUCCCGGGGUCAUGGCGCCCAGUGUGGGGGGCCCCCCAGCUGCGAUAGCACCCUACCAGGAUUGUGCCGCCGGGAGAGGUGCGCUUCCCCCGCACCCCUGUUCCUCCGCCAGUGGUUCUGUUAUCAUGCUGCAAAAUGCUGAUCAGUAAUUGUGAGGGAAUGGGAAAGGAAGGUGUGGCAUGUAGAUGACCAUAUCUUGGUUCAAUACUUCUAGGAGGAGUUGAACAAAGAGAGAAAAAAAUUACCAGGUGCUCUUUCAACUGUGUUUGCUUGGAACAACAGUGUUUGCUUGGAGCAUGCACACGAAAGCUAAUACCAAUAACAAACUUAGUUGGUCUCUAAGGUGCUACUGGAAGGAAUUUUUUUAUUUUGUUUCGACUAUGGCAGACCAACACAGCUACCAACCUCUAACUGCUUGGAACAUGACAGCCUGGGUAACAGAGUCUCACUAGAAGCCUCUCCAGGCUACAAUCAAAACUUCCUUCUGGGAUGCAGGCUAUCAUAGGAAAAGCUGGAUAUUUUUAAGGGAGGGUUCAUAAUGUAUUAACAGAUGAAUAAUCAUUUGUUCCUCAGAGACCACUUCCUUAAUACAACCAAACAGGAAUAUUAAUAGGUUCCUUUGAGUAAUCAUUUUCUUACUGCUGUAAGAUAAACUAAUCAGAUCAUUAUACAAAAACUCUAACCAUUGCCACAUCAAGAGAUUAAAGCCCAGCACUGAGAUACUUGCAGUUGACUAAUUAUCCAUUCCUUCUGCCUUGCAGGGUAUUGUGGAGCAAGUUCCCGAGGGACGGAAUUUAUCACAGGCUUCCUGGAGAACUCAUUCAAAAGUCAGGGCACUCCUAAACUUGAUCUGCUUAUCACUGGAUAUCAUCCUGCAACCACCAUCACAGUCACAGUGAACAAAUCUACAUUUCGGAAAACGGUUUCUGUCAAUGAGAAGGAGACCGUGUCAGUUGUGGUCCCAGCCUCCUCAGAGAUGAAGGGGACCGACAUUUUUGAUCAGACUGUGCGGAUCCAAGCUGACAAAGAUAUAUCAGUGUUUUCUUACAACGACAAGCUUUCCACAAGUGCUGCCACAGUUGUGUACCCAGUUCAGCAGCUGGGCACAUUAUAUUAUGUGGUAACACCAGUGGGGGAUGCGGCAAGCACUUUCAAGGAAUUUGCAGUUGUAGCCUAUCAGUUUCCCACUCAAGUCACUAUUCACCUGAAAGGGGCUGUGACAUUCCAAGGGAAGGUUUAUGCUGCAGGGAGCAGGCUUGUUGUUGACCUGAAAGCUUUCCAAGCAAUCCAGCUGCAAAGCUCAGCUGAUUUGUCUGGCACCAAGGUUGAAUCAGUUGCGCCCGUGGCUGUUUUGAGUGGGCACAGCUGUGUCAAGCAGUUCUCAUAUUGCGACCAUGUUGCUGAGCAGCUCUUGCCUGUUUCCAGCUGGGGCACCACCUUCAUAGUUCCCCCAGUGCCCUUCCAAACUCAGACUGACAUUGUGUAUGUCGUCGCUUCCCAAGAUAACACGUUGAUCCAGUACCAGUCUGGGGCCACUCCAAGCUCCCGCCGCGCGGUGGCUGGGGAAGUCAUCCAGUUUCAAAUGCAGCCAUCUCAGUCCUAUUUCUUCUCUGCCAAUGCAGGAAUCCAGGUCCUUUUCUUCUUUGCUGGUAACAGCAAGAAAUACGACCCUUUCCUCAUCAAUGUUCCUGCUUUAAAAAGCUAUUGCACAUCAUAUCACAUUGAUGGGAUUAAGGCGUUUGAUAAUUUUGCUGUCAUUGUAGCAAAAACCUUAGAUUCAAAUGGGAUCACAUUAGAGAAGAGAGCCAUUACAAAUGCCAAGUGGACACGCAUCCCUGGAACAGAGUAUUCUUUCAGUCAACUUAGCUUGGGCAAAGAAGCCAGUGCCCUCUCUGUAGAGCAUCCCAGCGCUCCUUUUGGGCUCUUCAUCCUUGGAGGUGUACAUGCUGAUGGCUAUGGCUCUGUGGCCCUUUGCUCUUGCAGUAAGUAUCUGAAUCUGUGCAUAUACUUUAGGUUUUUAUGCUACAAAUGAGGGUUUUGAAUAAAUAAUUAAAGUUGGCUACAUCCUAUUGAGUACCCAGUAGUUUUUUCAUCUUUUUGAUUUCCAGCACUGGAUGCUGUGUUUUAACAUUACUGUGUGCUCAUUUGUAGAUUGUCAAAGAAAGUGACCCCUUAUGGGUGAUAACUGGAGGACCACAGUAGAUCAAAAUGGACAUGGGAAUGGAACUUUAGCUGCCACUAUUUUAGGGUCUAAAAUCAUCUCCUAGUUUUCACUAUUCCAUUCUGCCUGGAAUACUUAUCAUAAUAUAGGUUAAAGAACUGUAAAACGGUCUGAUUUGAUGAAUUUUUACUUUUUGUACCAAGUUCGGAAAAUCUUAUGGAGACCCAAGUUUUCCAUUUUCCAGAGGGAAGGGAACAUGACAUGAGAACUACAAAGUUCUAGACUGCAGUAACAGUCUGAUUGGUUCAAAUCAGUAUGUGAAGUUCAGCUUCCCACCAUCUUGAUUGCCUUAUUCCCUGCGGAAUGUCCAUGAGGCAACCAGAUUAAGUGGCUAUUCAGAAGCCUGUUUGUUUUUCUUGCCUUGUUUUGUCUAUCUGCCACAUCCUCCACUAGUUACUAACAAUGCUUGCUUUUGCAAUGACACUACCAUUGUUCCAUUCCAGACAAACCAGUGUCUCCAUGCAGCUUGAUCCAGUGCAGAAAGAAGGAGAAGUGUGAAAUCAUAGGAGGUGAUCCAGUGUGUGUGCCAGAGUCUGAAUCCAGCUGUUGGGCCCAGGGAGAUCCUCAUUAUCACACCUUCGAUGGGAAGAAUUUUGACUUCAUGGGCACCUGUACCUACACUAUUGCCAAGACUUGCGGCUCAGAUGCCACUCUUCCUUCCUUCAGUGUUGAAGCCAAGAAUGAGAACAGGGGAAAUACUCGUGUUUCGUAUGUUGGCUCUGUGACAGUCACAGUCUAUAACACCAUCAUCAAGGUGGUCAGAAAUGAGCAAGGCUUUGUGAGGGUGAGAAAGAAAGAUGACCAUAUUUCUAUUUCUCUCUGGCUUAAAAAAAGCAACCUAUUUUUCCCCAAGAGUACAUCACAAUCUACUCUGCUUGCUUCUUGUCUUGCUUGCAUGCUGUAAUGUAGGCAUGUGAAACAGAAGUUUCCCUGCCCCCCGCUUGCUAACGUGGACUGAUCUCUGGCCACCACCCCUGCUCCCUCCUCCUGCCCUUCCCCCUGCCAGUCUGUACCCCACUUAUUUAAUGUUUGAGGAGGAGCUGUUUUCAUUUUAUGCCAUACCGACUUUGCGGUUGGCUGUAUCCGCUUGCCAUUGGGCACUGGGAACGAUAGCACUGCCCAAAUAGCUGAGGCUUUGGGUGCUUCUCACCAUUUUUAAUUUAAACGAGUUCUCCCUAAAUACGACUGGCAGUGAGAAUUUUUUUUUUUUUUAAAGGAGUUUCGGUAUUACUGUUUGUGAAAAACUUCAAAGGUAUUUUAAAAGAAAGCAAGAGAAGUUUUGAUGAGAUUUAUCAAAACUCUUCAGGAAGAUAAGAACAUAGAAAGCUGCUUUAUGCUACAGACUGGCUGUGGGUCUCAAGGAUUUCAGGCAGGAAGCUUUCACAGCCCUUACUGGAGCUGCCAGAGAUUAAACCUGGAACCUUUUGCAAAGCGUGUGCUCUGCUACUGAGAUGCACUCCAUGUGCUGCAAAACAUAUGGUCCAUCAUUGAAGUAUGGACUCUGCAAAUUCUGCACAUUCCUGUUGAAUCAAUCUACCUUUAUUAUUGCAUGUGUGUGUUGGUCUUUUUACAAUCAUCAUUUUAUGCCCAUCUUGUUGAGUAGAAUAAAUAACAAAAAGAGUCGGUUGUAUCGAAGUUUUAGUCUGAGUAGACCCAAUGUAUGUGCAUUAAUUUCAACAGGUCUACUCUGAGUCUGACUGACAUUGAAUACAAUCCACUGUGUUGUUCCACUGUUGGUUGAAUCUGAUUUCUCUCUUCAGGUGAAUGACCAGCGUUUCCGCCUGCCCAUCUCCCUGAAUGAAGGGAAACUCCGUCUCUACCAGAGUGGGGGCUCUGUCUUCAUUGAGACAGAUUUCUCUCUGAAGGUUUCCUACGACUGGAACUUUUACCUGGUGGUGAAGAUCUCCAGCAGCUUUUCUGAAAAUGUUUGCGGUCUUUGUGGCAACUACAAUGGAGACCCCGCUGAUGACUUCAGCACCCCCGAUGGGGCCUUGGCUCCCAACCCCAUUGAGUUUGGAAAGAGCUGGAAGGUGGACGAUGGCGACAGGUUCUGCUGGGAUGACUGCCAUGGGGAAUGCAAAAGCUGCUCCCCAGAGAUGGUCAAGAAGUAUGAAGGCGAGCCAUUCUGCGGCUGGCUCAGCAAAGGAAAGGAUGGCCCAUUCAGCAAGUGUCAUGCUGUGAUUGACCCCAACCCUUUUCUGGAAAACUGUGUCUAUGACCUCUGCAUGAAUGAUGGGCUGAAGGAGCUUCUUUGUGAGGCACUGAAUAACUAUGCAGUAGCUUGUCGGGAAAAGCAAGUUCCUGUCUUGGACUGGAGAACCCCCAUUGGUUGCUGUGAGUGUCAGAAUCCCCCUUCUUGUAAUUUGAAGCCAUUGGUUCGAGUCCUAUCUUCUGGAGCAGGAGAAAACAAGCUUGCUAUAUCUUCCAUGUGACAGCUCUUGAGAUAUUUGAAGAUGUCUAUGAUACCUUCUUUCAGUCUCCUCUUUUCCAGGUUGAACAUACCCAGCUCCUUCAACCGUUCCUCAUAAAGCUUGGUUUCCAGACCCAGAAUAGACUGGGUCUCAUAUAUAUAUGCCAAAGGCCAGGGUAAAGAAAGGAGUCUCUAGCAUAUGAUGAAAGCUAUACAGUGGUACCUCAGGUUAAGAACUUAAUUCGUUCUGGAUGUCCGUUCUUAACCUGAAACUGUUCUUAACCUGAAGCACCACUUUAGCUAAUGGGGCCUCCCGCUGCCAUGUGAUUUCUGUUCUCAUCCUGAAGCAAAGUUCUUAACCCGAGGUACUAUUUCUGGGUUAGCGGAGUCUGUAACCUGAAGCGUCUGUAACCUGAAAAGUCUGUAACCCGAGGUACCACUGUACAAUGAAAUUGCCAGAUGUUCCUCUAUGGGAAGGGAAUGCCAGAGUUUGGCAGCUGCCACAGAGAAUGGCCACUCCAGGCCACCACAACCCCAGACUUCCAAGGGUAGCGGAACUACCAAGAGGGCUCACUCUGCAAACCUUAGUUUAAUGUUACAUCUGUACUGAAUACAUCUUCCUGGCAGCUUAGGGUGGUGCAUCCAUUUGAUUCGCACAAUACUCUGAGAGGCAGGCUAGGCUAAGGGCAUCUUGGUCAUUGCUGUUGUUGUUAAUUAAAUUUAUAUACCACCCUAUACCCAUAGGUCUCAGGAUAAAAUCAAAAUAUAAAAACCACAUACAUAAUCAAAAUAAAAACAUGGUUCAGUACACUUUCCCUCGUCCCACAUUAGCAAAAUAGUCUCAGAUUCCCUGUGUCUUCUAAUCGUGCCUUGUUGACAAUCGUCUUGUCUCUUUUGACAGCCAAAUCCUGUCCCGAGAACAGCCAUUAUGAGGCCUGUGGAUCUCCUUGCCCUGCAACCUGCAACAACCAAGCUGAGCCCCAAGACUGUUCCUCAAUGCCCUGCGUAGAGACUUGUCAAUGUAAUGAGGGCUUUGUGUUGGAUGCUGGGAAAUGCAUCUCCAAGGCUACCUGUGGGUGCGUGUUUGAGGGGAAGUCCUUCUCACCCGGUGAGCAGUUCUGGGGAGACAAGACGUGCACGAGACGCUGCAUCUGUGAUGCACAGAGCAAGCAAAUAAAAUGCCAGUCCGCCAGCUGCAAGAAUGGGGAGCAGUGCAAGGUAGAGAAGGGCAUCCAGAACUGCUACCCCACCAGCCGCGCCACCUGCUCUGCUUCAGGUGACCCUCACUAUCUUUCAUUCGACGGACUGGCCUUUGAUUUCCAAGGCACCUGCACUUAUACCUUGGCUAAGGUCAGCACAAACAACCGGGUCUUGAGAGCCUUUACUGUCAACGUGGAAAACGAGCCCUGGGGAAAUAGGAAAGUUGCUGUUACCAAGAUGGUCUCAGUCACUGUCUAUGGCAUUACACUCACAUUACUGCAGAGCAAGCAAGGUCAAGUGAAGGUGAGUCCAUGCGGAAAGAAGAGGCAAAUCAUUAGAUCUUUAGCCAUUCAUCUUUUUUUUUUUACAUUAAGACAUUGUCUUGGCUCAUUCAUUCAAUUAAGGAUGAACAAGUCCAUCAGCUUCUUUCUAUCAUAUUUCCUGUCCUAAGUCCAGUUCUCCACAUUUCUGUAUCAGCCGGCAUUUCUCCCAAGAAUUAUGAUGAAAACUUGUUAGCAUUUUAUUGCAAAUGUCUCCUAAUAUAGGGGGUUUUUUUGUCCCCCAGCUGCCAAUCCUUGGAGUAUAAGUUUGCAACAUAAGAAACAACCCUUAGGCCAAUCCUACUCAACCAGUGAAUGUUCUGUUUUCUUCUUCCAGGUGAAUGGCUUGAUCUACACCGUCCCUAUAUCCUUUUCUGCUGGGCGGAUCAGAGCCUAUCAACAUGGCACAAAAGUCCUGAUAGAAACUGACUUUGGUCUCAUUGUGAGUUACGACCUGGUUUACCACGUGACGGUCACCGUCCCAAGCACUUACCGGGGCCAGAUGCAAGGCCUCUGUGGGAACUACAAUGGGAAGAAGGAUGAUGACUUCCUGCUACCCAAUGGCAUAAUAACCUCUGACAUAGCUAAAUUUGGUGCUUCCUGGAAGGUCCGGGUCUCUGGGGCAGAUAGAUCUUGCUCAGAUGGAUGCUCUGGGAACAGCUGCCCGGUCUGCGAGGAAAGGAAGAAGGACGUUUUCAAACAGCGCAACUACUGUGGGAUCCUCACUGCGCCUGAUGGCCCCUUCAGUGCUUGCCACGGAAAGGUGGAUCCCGGUGUGUACUUCAGCAACUGCAUCUACGAUGUAUGCCUGGGCAACGGGGACAGCCAGGUCUUGUGCAACAGCAUCCAGAGCUACCUUUCUGUCUGCCAAGAGGCUGGGGUCUCUGUCAAGCCCUGGAGGAGCCCUUCCUUCUGUCGUAAGUACUGGGGACUUCAGUACUUCAGGGGGAGAAGAGAAAUGGGAGCAGAAACUGAACUGACCCCCUGUCACUUUGGCACACAUCUAGAGUUGUGUGUUUAUUUGAAAGGCUCUAACUGUCUCAAGCUGUGCAGAGACUGAACUCACACUUAGAUGCUCUAUGACCUUUCCAAUUGGGUGUCACCACCCUCUUGACUAUAUGCUCCGCAACCUACUGAUGAGCUCAAAUCACAGAGGUAUAUAGAAAAUUGUUUUCAAUGAGUUCCUGCCAGAACCAGCAGUGUAAGUUGGUAGGGUGGGGACCUUGUUCAGCACAAGGGUUGUGAUCCCUUCUUGGCAACCUUCUGGGGCCAUAGACAGGGCCAUAUUUGGACCUGGUCCCGAGGUUCACCAUCCUUGAACCAAGGUCUGCUGGAAAGCAGGAAAUCAAGCAGAUAUGCAAGGACAGUUACUCUGAGAGCUCAGUCUGUUUCUGAGUGAUGAAAAGCAGUCAAAGGAGCCUGAGCAGAGUCAGCAGCCUUGUAGACCAAUUGGUACCUAGCAAGACACUUCUCAGAAUACACAGCAAACAAACAAAGGAAGUUGCUUUGUGCCAGAAGGCACAUAGGUGGUCCCUGCCUCUCCCCCGGCUGUUGGUGAGAAGGACAAGGGCCAGAGGUGUAAGAGAGAGAGAAAGCAAGCUGCAGGCAGAAGCUGGAGAAAGAGAGGCACACUUGAUUUCUGCUUGAAUCCAGGACUGUGGCUCUGGAAUAAGUAAGAAUUUUGGGGAUGUUAAUGCUGCGAGCCCCAUCAUAGGCUAGGGUACAGUCGUACCUUGGUUGCUGAAUGCCUUGGAACUCAUACGUUUUGGCUCCUGAACGAUCAAAAACUGGAAGUGAGUGUUCCAGUUUUCAAACAAUUUUCGGAAGCCGAACAUCUGACGUGGCUUUCGCAGCUGUUCCUGCAGCCAAUUGGGAGCCAUGUCUUGGUUUAUGAACAGUUCCAGAAGUCAAAUGGACUCCUGGAACACAUUCUUUUUGAGAACCAAGGUACGACUGUAUGUGCAAAUAAACCAUAUAUCAUAAACACAUCACAGUCACUGCUGACCCUCAUUCCAGGGAAAUCAAACCCUGGGUAAACUCCUGGAACCCCUGGAAUCUCACAUUGCUCAGAGAUUGGGUUUGUCCCACUGCUCAAAUUGCUUUUACAAGAUCUCAGAAGCAUUUUACUACCCUCAUUGCUUCCUCUCCCUUUGAAAACCUAAGCAUUUUUUAUAUUUAAAAAACCCCUCCAUUGUCUUGAAUGGGCAAGUUUUCAAUGGCUGGAGCAACAAUAUAUGAGAUAAGUGAAAAAAUGAUCAAAACAGUGGGGUUAAGGAACAUAAAUUCAUUCUAGCAUCAGCUUUCUGUUUUGGUUUUUUUGCAAAAACAGCUGUCAAAGACAUUUUCUGCUCUUUACCAGUCACUCUCUCUGCAUUUCACUUGCCAGCUUCCCAGCCAUCCCAAAUAGUACCAGGGAGCCUUUCAUCUAACAUGGAUGUUUUUUCUUUCUUUCCUCCUUUAGCUCUGCGCUGCCCAGCCAACAGUCACUAUGAGAUUUGCAGCAACCUCUGCUCCACCUCCUGUACCAAGAUCACUGACUCUGUGGCCUGCCCAGAGACCUGUGCUGAGGGUUGCCAAUGUAAUGAUGGCUUCUUCUUCAAUGGCCUUGGCUGUGUCGCUGCAAAAGACUGUGGGUGCUUAAAGAAUGGACGCUACUACAAGGUAGCUGAUCUUCUGAACUUUUUUUUUUUUCAAAGCAUGCUUUCCCAGUUUCACAUUCUUUGAACCCCAGAUUACAAACUGUUGUGAUCAUCUCCAGAAUUUCUCAGGUCAUGAAAUGUUUUAAUGGCUUUCUUUUGAAAUAUGGAAUAAAUAAAAUGAACUGUCAUUGGUAGGAGGAGGUGCAUCAGAUGGCAGAAUUGUGCGACUUAAGUGUAAUGAUAGGACAGAUCUACUAACAGCUUGUUUAUGCAGUCGACUUAAUGUGAUUUUACUUACUCCUUUGCACAGAUCACCGAAAAAUAAAUAGAAAGGGGUGGGAUAACCUGUCUUACUGGGCACUGGAGGCUAUCGUGAGAUCUUGCAGGAGCCUCAAGAAUGCUCAUGUGACCAUCUCAGAACCCAGUAAGCAAGGCAGGAAAACUCUUCAAAGAAAGAGCUUUUAAUCCUUCUGCUUUGUUUACCAGGCUCUGAGACAUACAAGGCCCCUGGAAGGCUCCCACAAGAUAUCACUGGCCAUCCAAGAACCUGUGAGAUCUUGGGGGCAAUUCCAGGGGUCACAUUGACUUUGUGUGAUUUUGCCUUUACAUGCAACCCCAAGGAACAUAAACCCAACAUAAGCUGAGAGUCACCUGUAUAUGCAUGCAAAUCAUUUGACCUGGCUGCUUGCUGUGGAAUGGGCAAAUUAUCUCAACUGAAAGGCUUGAGGAGUUGUGUCAUUGGGAGCUGAGAUGGAAAAACAACAACACCGUGGUGCGCAGUUGGUGGUGAUUCAUUCAUGCACCCAUUUCCCCAUUUUUGCUUAACAGCCCUUUCUGUUAAAAGGAAUCUCGCUCCUCCUCCAAUGCUCAGUCCCUUCCCAUUCAAGCUAUACCUCAGAAAAGCACUGAAGGGAUUACUGUUACUGCUCUAUUUUAUUGUUUCCCAAAUCUCCCAACAGCCCAAUGAGAAGGUUCUGCUCAACGUGUGCCAGGAGAGCUGCCGUUGCAUCCCAGGCCAGGGAGUAAUUUGUGAGGCCCACAACUGUGCUGCCGAUGAGAACUGCAAGGUCGAAGAUGGAAUCAUGAGCUGCAUUAAUAAGGGUAAGGAGAGAGUCAAUCAAGCGAAGGGUGGGGACCCUGUGGCCCUUCAAAUGUUGCUGGACUACAAUUCUUGGUCUUGGCACAGAUAACCUGGGAAAUUAUAGCACCUUCUGUGAGGAAUGUAGUAUGUGAGUCUAUAAAUAAUGGGCAAGGUAUGUUUUCUAAAGCACUAGGGCAGCAUUCUCUUCUGGGCAAACUUCUGGAGCCACAUGCCACCUCUGGGUGGUUCAAGAGGCAGAAGUAGCCAGAGCUACAAUUGUACGUUUUUCCUUUGUACAGCAGGCAGAUUUUGCACAAACUUACCUGCACUUCUCUGUCUUCCAUUCCAACAAGCAAGAAGCAAUAUCAAAGAUCAGGGGCACAUUCCAACCUAAUAAAUAUGAGACAGGGUUGUGUGUUGCUUCCCCCACUGUACAUCGGGGAGGGCUGUGUGGAGAGAGUCUCUUCCUUUAAAUUCCUAGGAGUUUAUCUCAGUGAAGACCUUACUUGGAAAAUAAGUACAACCCAGGUGGUUAAGAAAGCCUAACAGAGACUCCAUCUCCUCAGAAAUUUGUGGAAGAACGAUGUCAAUCAACAUUUGAUGAUCUCCUUCUACUGGUCAACAAUAGAAAGUGUCCUUUCAUAUUGCAUCACAGUGUGGUACGCUGGUUUGACAUCAUCUGAUAGGAAGCGCCUGCAGAGGGUGGUGAAUACAGCACAAGAUAUUAUGGGCUGUCUCGUGAAUCCGCUGGAUGAAAUAGCGGAAGAACGUUGCCUCAGGAGAGUAAGGAAAAUUCUCAGGGAUGAUUCACACCCUGGCUGGCACUUUCUUGAUCUCCUGCCCUCAGGCACAAGAUACAGAAGCCUGAUUAGUCGCACCAACAGGGUAAAGAACAGCUUCUAUCGGUGGGCUGUUAGGCUGCUGAAUGAAAAGAUAACAACAGGGCAACUGACUUUCGGGUUUGGUGGGUGUGCGUCAGUAAAUGAGGGGAAUUAAGACUAAGAGAGCUGAGUGGGGGGUGCUCGUGUAAUCUCACUGUAUACAAGUUGUACAAGUGACAAUAAAGUAUUUCAAUUAUGUUACCCUCCAGAUCUUCUUGCUCCUAUCACUUUUGACCAUGCAGGCUGAGGCUGAUGCGAAUUGGACUCCAACAACUUCUAGAGGGCACCAUGUUGCCUACCUUUUGCUAAUGGAGAAAACUUCCCUCCACCUCUGCACCUUUAGUUUUUUACUGAAUGACUUCUAGCUCUUGCUCACGUUUCCUGCCUUUCAUUUUAGAUCCAUGCAAAGCCCUGAAGUGCCGAGAAAAGGAGACAUGCAAGAUGGAGAAUGGCCAAGCCAUAUGCAAACCACAGUUCACAGGAACCUGCUGGGCCUGGGGGGACCCACACUAUCACACCUUUGACACCUUGAAGUUUGAUUUCAUGGGCACCUGCUCUUACACUAUUGCCAAGUACUGUGGGAACGAUGCUACGCUGGUGCCUUUCACUAUCGAUGAGAAGAAUGACAACAGGGGCAACCAGGCUGUGUCCUAUGUGCGUCUGACCAACAUCUAUGUCUAUGGGUACAAGAUCUCCAUCCACAAACAGGAAACUGGAAGAAUCCGGGUAUGUUAGAUUGCCAGGGGAUGGGAUAACCUCCAUGAAUGUACUGGAAUUCAUUCCAAUAUAUAGCCACUUUGAGAGUCCAAUAUUAGUCUAAGGUAGCAUGAAAGAAAUAGCUAUAUCAGGAGGAAGAAGAAAUACUAGUGCUUGCAGGUCACUCUCAAGAAAUUAUUGAACCUCUAUACCACUCCGAAUGAUGGAGGUUAUUGACCUUCAUGCCACUUCGCAUGAUUAAAAGACCCUCAUUAUUCAGACAUCCGAUCUCUUUCUCCUUUGUGGCUGGCAGAAUAUAGGGAACUGGGGAAUGUGAUGUGAUGAAGCUGCAAUCCUAUCUGGCAUAAUAUUGAUUUUCAAAUCUGUUCACAAGAAACCGUAGCAGGAUCUAAUGAUCUUGAUUCUUCAGCAUGGCAAAUGUGUGCUCUAGAUCUACCCAAAAAGGAUCCAAUGAGGAGCUUGUUUUGUGAUGUUUGCGUUUAAAAAAGAUUCUGUAAAUACUGCAAGUUGGCAACCGAAUGGUGUACAGCUAAACACAAUCUGGGUCCCUUUCUUGGGCUCAUGGUUUGAAACCAGAGUAUGAGCAGCUGCUAGUGCAACUGGAUUUGGCUUGGUUACGCCUUAUAGCUGACUUUGACCCUCCUAUGUGACUGCACUGCCCAAACAGAAGUGAUCACUUGGGCCACCUAAGCCCAACAGACUUGUCUACGCUGCCAACUAAUAUUCCCAAGGACCACUAAAAAACUUAACCUAUCUAAAAUGAUGCUUGCUCAUGUGAAACAGUACCAUGGACAGAGGUAGGUGGUGAAAGUGUAAAUUCCUUGAGAACACCUGCAGUAAUAGUUUAGGGAAGGGGCUGGGAAUGGUUUACAACUUCUGUCACCCUUGACCAUUGACCAUGCUGGCUAGCACUAAUGGGGAUUGUAGUCCAACAACAAAUGGAUGGCCCAUAGAUUCCCUGUCACUGGGUUUGUGGCCAUGGCUAAAAUCCCUGCUGAUUCCCCAGCCUUUGUCUAAAGAAUUCAUUGAAGCUUACUCCCUUGUAAGUGGGGUUAGAAUUUCAGCCUAAGGCUAGGAUCAGCUUGUUUAUUCCUCUUUCUUAGACACAUGGCUGCAUGGAAACAAAGGAAAAAUAAAACAAUAAUUCCUAUGUGUGUGUUGACAUUCUGUCUCUAGCUAAAUGAUGCUAUUACCAGCCUGCCACUGACUCUUGAAGAUGGCAAGAUCAAGCUGUACCAGAGCGGCACCAAUGCUGUCCUGCAAACAGAUUUCGGCCUCCAAGUGACGUACGACUGGCAAUGGCACCUGGUGAUCACUCUCCCCAGUAGCUACUAUGGAGCCACAUGCGGGCUGUGUGGAAACUUCAACCAAAACCCUGCAGACGACAUGGUCUUUCUCAAUGGCACUAAAGCUGCCUCCAUCAUAAGCUGGGCCAGCAGCUGGAAAGUCAAGGACCGGGACCCCUUUUGCUGGGAUUACUGCCGAGGGAAUUGCCCAACAUGUGAUGAGAGCAAGAGGGCGCUGUAUGGAAAGGAAGAGUAUUGUGGGCUGAUCAGCAAAACCUCGGGGGGCCCCUUCAGAGAAUGCCAUUCCACAGUGAAUCCAGAUGACUUCUUUGACAGCUGUAUUUAUGAUGUGUGUCUCAAUGGAGGAGCCAAGAACAUCCUUUGCCAGGCCUUGGAGGCCUAUGCUAAAACCUGUAGGAAAGAGGGUGCCACCAUAUAUGAUUGGAGGACAGCCUCUGGCUGUGGUGAGUGCUCUUCCCCACUUUGGAACUAAGCCAAGUUUUACUGCCUGUGCAACUUUCACAUGACUCCGAGCUUUGCAAGUAAACUCUUUUUAAAACUUCUCAAAUGUGGGGUCUUUUUCCUAUGCUGGUGGAAGAGGGAAAUAAACUUGGGGGUGGGGGUUGGAACUCACUUGGAGGAGCACAUUUAAAAGUGUUUAUAGCCUAUAUUUUCACAUUUGGCGUUGCUGCAUGUUUUGUGGUUUUAAAUCUCUGCUAGGGUUCUCUCACCAAAGAAUACUUGCUCCCAACUUGGAUCUUGUGACCCAAGAAUUCAUUCUUAAACACACACACACACACACACACACACACACACACUGUAUAUGACAUGUACAAUAUUAGCAGCAUCAGCUCUUGCCAACUUAAGCUUUAGCACGUUCUAUCAGUUGUUAGACUCCCGCUGUUCUUCUCCUCCUUACAGCCUUGCCGUGCCCUCAGAAUAGCCACUAUGAGUUCUGUGGCAAUGCCUGCCCUGCCAGCUGCGCCGACCGCAAGGCUCCCUCUGCCUGCAAACAGCCAUGUGUGGAAACCUGCCAGUGCAACGAUGGCUACGUCCUCAGCGUAGACAAGUGUGUGCCUGUCGGGAGCUGUGGCUGCACCUUCAAUGGGCUCUACUACAAACCCGGAGAAGAAUUCUGGGCUGAUGAGACCUGUGGUUCCCACUGCACAUGUGAUGCCACCCUGGGCAUUGCAGUGUGCAAACCAGCUGGCUGCAAAGCCAGUGAGCAGUGCAUUCUGGUCAAUGGGGUCCGAGGUUGUCAUCCCGUAAGCACUGCUACUUGCUCAGCAUCCGGGGACCCUCAUUAUACCACCUUUGAUGGGAAGAAAUAUGACUUCAUGGGCACCUGCGUCUACCAGCUGGCUGGGCUGUGCUCUAAGGACCCAACUCUCAGGCCUUUCACUGUCAAUGUGGAGAACAACAACCGAGGCAAUGAAAAGGUGUCCUACACCAAGGUGGUGACAUUGGAGGUCUACAAUGUCGUAAUCACACUUAGCCAGGAGUAUCCACGCAGGAUCCAGGUAUAGACAAUUGGUGAAUGUAUGGUUGUUUUCCCCCUUUGUGCCAUUACAGGGCUGUUUCAGAGGGUGGCUCUUGGGCAGGGUACCUUGCUAGUUUUCUAAGUAAGCAUUGAAGCAGUUCCUGCAUUAGACAUAGGGGAUGGUUUAUCUGUGACAAAUGGCACUAUACCCCAUUGGACUUUGUAAUUUGAACUACAGGGUCUGUUGACAUGCAAAGUAUAGAUGAGGUAAGCUCGAGGUGCUGCAAAAUUCGGCAUUAGAUAUGUGCUGUUGAUGGCAACAAGAGUUGUCAGAUCCAGCUCCUAAGUAUGGGACAAGUAUGGUUUGUGAGCAGUGAGGGCAGGGCCCCCAGCUGCCUAGAACAAUGAGUUUAUCUAAUCCAGAAACUAUUAUGGGAGCAUAGGACAAUGAUUAGAUUUUUCACUGGCCCUUUUCUCAUAAGUUGGGUUACAACAACAUAAAACUACAAUAUUAAAAAGAGUUAAAACAAUUUAUAGUCAGAUGAAAAAAUCAAAUCUUUAAAAUACACAUCCAUCGCGCGCUUUCUCUCUCUCUAUAUAUAUAUGGUUAAGAGAUGUGUUUUCAGCACAUGACAAAAUCGAACUUACGAAUGUGCCAAAUGAAGCUCAGCAGGGAGGGAAUUUCACAGCUUAAGGGCUACCACAGAGAAUUCCUGCUCCCAGAUCCCAUCCACCCACAAACUACCAAUCUUAACAUCUGAGAGGGUCUGUAGGGAAUGAGUUGGUCUUCCCAGAUUGGGGAUAGUACUGUCUACCAACAACCCUGUUGCCCAGCAAUACCACCGAUCAGGCUGGGCAGGGUCAUUUCUGUGAUAUUGUUGGAGGACCCCAGGAGAAUAAUCCUAGGUGAUUUCAAUAUCCAUGUGGAGGCUGCUGUUGGGCCAACUCAAAAGUACUUGGCCUCCAAGGAAUGGGAAUUGGGGGUUCUGUGUUACAGUGGUGCCAAUUUUACCUCCAGGACUAAAUUGGGACAGUGCUUUUUGGCCCUCCAGUAACUAUGUUAUGGGAUGCUGCAGGGCACUAUUUUAUCUCCAGUGCUAUUUAAUAUGUAUCUAAAGCCACUGAGAGUGAUCAUUAGGAGUUUGGGGGCAAGGUGCCAUCUGUUUGUUGAUGAUACUAUGCACUAUUUUUUCAGAACAUGUGAAUCAGGAGAAACCUUAUAGUCUUUAUGUUAUAUGCUUCUUCUUCAUUAAUUUCAAUGGGUCUAUCUCUCUAAAACUAAUAUUGGACACAACCACUUGGCAAGAGCAGUGGUAACAAUUCCUACUGCAUCACAUUCUAGGUUAAUGAAGUCUAUGUGAACCUGCCUUUCUACCACGAAGACAAGAUAAAGGCUUAUAUCAGUGGGAGUGAGGUCUUCAUCAAGACUGACUUUGACCUGACAGUAACCUUUGACUGGAACAGCUAUGUCAAAGUCAUUGUACCCAGUACAUAUGCCAAUGCUGUUUGUGGCCUCUGUGGCAACAACAACUUGAACCCCAGUGAUGACAUGACCAUGAAGGAUGGGAGACAAGCACCUAGCAUAUUCCAUUUUGCAGAGAGCUGGAAGGUGGCAGAAGUCCCAGGUUGUUCGCAGGGUUGCACCACCGAUUGCCCGCCAUGUGGAGAGGCACAGAAACAAGCUUAUAAGAGCAACCAAUACUGUGGGAUCCUCAUCAAGAGGGAUGGGCCUUUCAGGCACUGCCAUGAGAUCAUCGACCCAACGCCCUACUUCAAUGAUUGCAUCUUUGAUGUCUGCCAGUAUCAUGGCCUACACAACAUUCUGUGCAAUGCCAUCGGCUUUUACGGGGCAGCCUGUCAGGAUCUGGACAUUGAGCUUGAAGAAUGGAGAUCAGAGUCUUUCUGCAGUAAGUAUUGCCUCUUGAAGCUGUUUUAGCAGAGGAACAUAAGCAGUAACUUGACACCUGUUCAGAUCAUCUACUGUUGACAUUGACAUUGACACUGACAUUGACAUUGGCUCUCCAGACUCUCAGUUAUGGACAUUAUCCGAGUCAUACUUGGAGAUGCCAGGGAUUAAGCCUGGGACCUUUUGUACGAAAAACGUGCUGUUUACCAGUGAGCUAAUCCUCUUCCCUUACAAUGUUCUGCCCCAAGGAUAUGCAUGCCAUAUGUUGCGGGCUUAUGGUAUAUGGAAAUACAAUUUAAUCUGAUGGCAACCUUUGCUAACAUCUGCUGUAACCAGCAGAUGUCACUCCAUAAACAUACUUUAUAACAGAGCACAGCAGACCUAUUCUACUCCAGGUGACCAAAGAACCAGCCAUCCUCCGAAAGAACUUCUAUACUAGCUUGAAAUUCACCACUUUCUGAUUUUGUCCUUUCUUCCAGGCCCUGCCUGCCCACUCAACUCUCACUACGAGCUCUGUGGAAAUGGCUGCCCUGCCACUUGCCGUGGUCUCUCGGCUCCUGAUGGGUGUGAAAUGACCUGCAAAGAAGGAUGCUAUUGCAAUCCAGGGUUCGUCUUCAGUGGGGACCAGUGUGUCCCUAUUGGGAAUUGUGGCUGUGAGCACGGGGGGAACUACUACAAGAAGGGAGAGGUGUUCUACCCCAGUUCAUCCUGCCAGGAACAAUGCCAAUGUACAGACAAUGGAGUUGUCAUAUGCCAGGAAAUCUCUUGUGGGCCCCAUGAGGAAUGCAGGGUGAAGGACGGUCUCCAAGGCUGUCAUCCUGUAGGGUCUGGUACUUGCAGUUUGUCCGCAGGCUCCCACUACUUAACUUUUGAUGGACGGGCCUAUGACUUCCAAGGAACCUGCACUUAUACUUUAGCUAAAGUCCAAGGAGAGGAUGCUCAGCUGGCAAACUUUGCUGUGUCAGUGGAAAAUGAAAGGUCACUGACUAAGAUGAUUGUAGUCUCUUUUCAUGGAUACACCGCUGUCAUUGAGAAGGCAACAAACUGGAAGCUCAAGGUAUGUCUCUCUGAAGUAGAAAUGCCACCAUAGUUCACCCACAAUUCCUACAACUGCAGGAGUCCUUGGGAGUAUUUCAUCUCCCACUGUCCCUUGUGCUCCAUCACUGGGAAUGGACGAAUCUGACAAUUUUUGUUUCUCUCAAUUUCACAUUUUUCCAGUACUGAAUUCAGCUCUCCAGAUUUCUGUGGCAAUUCGCAAUUGUUUUUUUCCUUAACCCUCCUGCUUUUAAGUGCAAAUUUCUCCUAACAACCCUCCCCUUUUUUUACCGCUUAAAGAUUUGCUGAAACAUUAAGCAGUUUAUAAAAGCUAUAAACAAACAAAUAAAUAAAUGAUGGACACAUUUUUGAAAGCAAUUUUCUCUACUAUAAUGCAUUUCUAUUUGUCAUUUUCACCAACAUGUGGAUUUCAAUGUACAUCUCCAAAUAUAUGCAUUUUUGUCCACUUUUGGGGUUGGAAAACUGCAAUGCAGUUUUGGAGAAGUUAGAAUUUUGGUGGUUUUUAAGUAGAUUUGUCACCCUGGGGAGACAGGGUGGUUUAAUCCUGUUCGAUUGCAUAAACCUGCAUUUCUGGUAUGUGCAUGAAUUCCUCCCACAAAACAGGAGCAAUUUAGAGGCAUCUUUCAUCUGUAACCUGCUUUGGGAGGAAUUUCCACCUGAAAUGGAGUCCAAAACACCAUUGAAGAAACAUUAAUAAUUAUUAUCAUUUUAAACUGUCACCUUCUCUGUGGUUAAUGCAGGUGGAUGGAGAGCUCUAUACGCUGCCCAUGAAGACAAAGGAUGGGAAACUCUGGGCCAACCAGGAAGGAAACAAUAUCAUUGUCCAGUCUGACUUUGGUCUCCAAGUCCUUUUUGACACCUCCUCUUAUGUCCUGGUGUCUGUCCCCAGUAACUACCAAGGACUUGUCAAUGGCCUAUGUGGCAAUUUCAAUAAGGACAAGACUGAUGACUUUAUUCUGCCUACCAGGAAAAGCACCCAGAAUGUGGAAGAGUUUGGGGCCUCUUGGAAGGUUCCCAUUGAUGGUGUCAGAUGCUCCGAUGGCUGUGGAGAUAAAUGCCCCGUCUGUGAUGCAGCCAAGACAGCGCCGUACCAACCAGAGAGUUCCUGCGGAAUGAUCCAAGCCCAAUCCGGCCCCUUCAGGAGCUGUCACUCCUUGGUAGACCCUGCUGAAUACUUCAACCACUGUCUGUAUGACAUGUGUGCAGCCAAUGGUGCAGGAGAAACUCUCUGUAGGAGUAUUCAGGCUUACGUAGCUGCAUGUCAGGCUGCAGGAGUUACAAUUGGAGCCUGGAGAACAAACAGCUUCUGCUGUAAGUUUGCACAGCAGGAACCCACAGUUACGUCUUCUAAUCUUCUGCUGCUCCUUCCAGGACCUAAUCAAUAGAAUCAUUAAUAAUAAUAUUAAUAGUUUAUGCCAGUUAAAAACAUGGAAUAGGCCUUUAAUUAACUUUUAUUAUAAUUCCCCCCCGUACUGUGCAUCCAAAUGAAUAUGGAUGAAAUGCUUUCCUAACCCCUUCUAUAAUUAAAAAUAGUUAGCCAAUACACCAUCCCUGCCUGGACUGCUUUUGACUCCUUCAAUCACUGAUCUUCACUCUCAUUUUCAGCCCUCACUUGCCCACCCAAUAGCCAUUACAAGUUGUGUACAAGGACCUGUGAUUCCACCUGCACCAGCUUAUCCACUCUGCCCCGGUGCACCCAGAAUUGCUUCGAAGGCUGCCAGUGUGACGGCGGCUACCUGUUUGACGGUGACAGAUGUGUGGCAAUGGGGAACUGUGGCUGCGUGCAUGACGGACGCUACAUCAAGGUAACUGCAACAGCUGUGAAAACAGCGAUGUUUGCACAUUCACUUGUGCCUCUUGUAAGUCAGCCUGCAAGGCCUCAUGUUUUUCAUGAAUGGACCCCAGAGGAAGCAGUGCAUGAUCAAGAGAAAAAAAGAUUCCACAAGGAGAGAGCCAUCACGGAAAAAUACCCUUCUCAUAUUGCCAUCCUCUACUGGAUGACGACUCAUGAAAGUCACUUGUCCACCAAUGAACAGAGUUUCCUUUUGGGAACAAGUGAAUUAGCAAUAGGAUUGUUUUAGACUGAGUCCAGACCUGCAAACAACAUUUGUAGAGGUGGGGUUAGUGUGUUUUUUUACUCUAUUUUGGACUCUGAAAGCCAGAAAGAUCUGAAAAGUUUAUUGGAAGUGGUAUACUGCUGCUGAUGUUAGUGUUGGUAUCAGGGUUGGUUAUAUUAGUCUAUUUUUGGCUCUGUUUCACAUGCAUCGAUUCAUAAUUCAUAAUUCUAUUCCGUGCCCUUACUGCAUUAAUCCCCAAUUUUGUUUAUUUGUAUUGGCACAAAAUAUUUAAAUAUGUCCUUCAUGCACAUUUUACUGUUUUCCCCACACAAAAUUCAUGGAUGACAGAAAGGCCAUUGCUUCUAUGCUAUCAUACAAUUACAUUCAGGAUCUUGCUCUCAUUUUAUAUCUUUGUGAAUUAAUAGUUUAACAAAACAAAACAAACCUUCAUAUGUUGAUACAUGUACUGGCAUAUUCAACCCCCCUUCCUUUUAUUCCUUUAUUCUAGGAGUAGCAAUAUGAUGCUCUCCAGAUAUCGUUGGACUACAAUUCCCAUCAUUUCUGACUGUUGACCAUGCAGGCUGGUGGUGAUGGGAGUUUGGGGGGAGGGUCCAACAACAUCUUGAGGGCACCAUGUUGGCUAUCCAUGCUUUAGACAUAGCAGGGUAUGUUCAUGGAAGCUAUAAACCUCGCUGACAAUUAAGAAACAUUUUCAAAGGCUUGGAAGGAUAGCUAUAAACUGAAUAAGAAUGAAUUAGCUAGGAGAUUAUGGGAAAAGGUGGCAUUUAUCAAACUGACAAUAGUGUUAAAGAAAUAUGGAAAUUAUAAAGAAAAAUGACACAGCUGGAAGCCGGUGGUGCAAUAUAUAUAUAUAUAAAAAGAGAACUUGGAAUAAUUGUCAUACUAAUAUAGUAUGAAUGAAUAUAUUAAAGUAUAAAAUGUGACCUAUUGUGCUAUUGAUUUAUCAACUAUGUAGCACUGGUGUACUAGAUUAUAGUUGUAUAGAGGUAUUUCUAAGUACACAGUUGUAUAUGUUGAAUGUCUGUUUCUAUAUGAUUUCUUUUUUAUCUUAUUAAAAAUAAUUAAAGUUUGCAUUUAAAUUUUAACUUUUUCUACUCUUCUCUCUCUCUCUCUCUCUCCCCCUCCCUCACUCCCUCCCUUUGUGGGCUGUAAAUCAACCAGGCUGGAGAGAAUAUUGUCUUAGACAACUGCUUGAAAAAAUGCACCUGUAGCCCAUCCGGCCGACUGGUUUGUGCAGAAAACAGUUGUCAGGAAGGAGAGAUUUGUGCCCUCCACAACGGUGUGCGUGGCUGCAUAAGAGAAAAUGGCGAGUGCGUCCUCACCCCUGGAGCACAGCUGACCUCCUUUGAUGGAGCCUCAGGGGAAAUUCCCAACCUAGGAGCUUAUGAGGUUACAUCCCUCUGCAACGACAACGACCCCUUUUGGUUCAGGAUUGUAGCAGUUGUCCAGGAACACAACGGUUCGAAUUUGCCAGCUGCAACAACAAUACAUGCAUUUUUCAAAGGGAUGUAUUUUAUCACUGUAAAAAUGAACAAGGAGACACGGGUAAGAUCCUCGGGCAAGUUCUCAGAUUUCAUCCAAUGGCAUAUUUGCAUAAUGAUUAAACUAUCUCCGUUAAUUUCAAGACGUCUGCUCUGUGUAGACAUGAGUUGGACACAAGCCCUUAUUUAUCUGUUUGUUUAUUUUCGGCAUUUGUAUGCUGGCCCAAUGCAAUAGCUUGCCAAGCUCUCACCCACAGGGCAAAAGGGUUUCCCCAUUUUAAAAAAGCAACUAGCUAUCCAGGCCAAUAGUCGGUGCUGUUGGGAAUUGUUGCUCAGGUACAUUCAGAGAUUACCAGGUUGGCUACCCCUGAUCUAAAGGUAGGGAACCUGAGCCCAAGAGCCAAUGUGGUCCUCUGAGCCUUUCUGUCUGACUCUCAGGACUUUCCCCUGGACCUUCCCCUUCCCAGGCCAUACCCCUUGAGGUGUGAAAAUACCUCCUGGUUGCCUGGAUGGAUGAGAGAGUCCUAUGUGUUUAGAAGCCUGACUUUUGUGACUCAGUUCAAACCCGGAAAUGCCGGAGAGAGUUGGAGAGUCCUUGCGACUUGUGAGGAGACCAUCCCCGGAGCCCAAAGAGGACUUCAGUGAGGGCUAAGGAAGGCCCAAAGAGACCGAAGGCAUAACAGGGCUUUGUUUAGGCUGUUCAGCCUCCCUGCCGAACAUCUGACAUGUGAGGUAGCGCACUUUCCCGCAUGUCCUCCAGCCUCCUGCUGGCCCCAGAGCUUCAACACUAGUUGUGCAUAUUUCUGGAUACAGCUAUUUUGGUAUGGAUUGGAGAGAGAACGGCAGAGAGGGCAUUGAAAGGGUGUUUAUUUAUUUUUAUUUUAUUUAUUUAUUAAAUUUCUAUACACUGUCCUACUUCCGUAGAUUUCAGGGUGCUUCACGACAUAAAAUUGCAAUAUAAAAAAGACAAAACACACGAUAGAAAUAAGAACAGAAACAAACCAAUAAUCGUCCCCCCCUCUCUAUUCCACAACACAUUUAAAAGGGCAUCGGGUGUCAAUCAGCCAAAGGCUUGGUUUAAGAGGAAUGUUUUCUCCUGGUGUCUAAAGGUGUGUAAGGAAGGCACCAGGUGAUCCUCGCUGGAGAGAGCAUUCCACAAAUGGGGAGCCACUGCAAAAAAAGGCCCAUUCUCAUGUCGCCACCCCCUGGACCUCUUGUAGAGGAGGCACAUGAAGAAAGGGCUCAGAGGAUGAUCAUAUGGAGAGAGGCGGUCCUUGAAGUAUUGCAGUCCUGAUCAGUUUAAGGUUGCUCCCCAUUUUGUGUGAUUUCACUUAUGUGCACUGAGCCCUAGAAGGUAACCCCUGAGUAGGGGGACACCUAUUCUAGCUCAGCACCUUUCACCCUCUUUUCUGCAUUUCAGGUAAAUGGGCGCCAAAGGACACUCCCAGUGAAGUUUUCUGAAGAUGUCUCUAUAAGCCUCUCUCAGGAUGUGAUUGUGAUUAAAUUAGCCUCUGUAGUAAAAGUUCUCCUUGAACCCAAUGGGGAAAUGAAAGUGCAAAUCAGUAAAAGCCUGGAAGGAAAAGUCUGUGCCUCCUGCGGGAACUUCAAUGGAAAUGGUGCUGAUGAUCUGAAGUUGCCCAAUGGGAAGAUAGCAGGAAAUAUGGCUGAGGUCAUUGAUGCCUGGAAAGCUGAGGACUUCUCUGGCAGGUGAGCAAUUCUGGGAAAGGUCUUUGCCUAAAGACGACAUGGGGUAAAACAGGCACAUUACAGCAUACUCCUCUUGGUGUUGGAGGAGGAAAUCAGGGAACCAGCAAACAAUUUUCCAGAUCAGAACACAGCCUUGACCAAAUUAGGCUGGGGCGCUGGGAAGGAAAAAGGACAGCCAGGCAGCCUCUGCAAAGAGCAAAAUAGGGCUGUUUGCAAAAGGGCUUUCAAACAGCCCUGCAUUGCACUUGGGCUGCACAUACCUGUUCCUAGCAGGGGAACACAAUCACACAGUCAAAUUCUACAGGACUGAAUUCUCCACUUACCGGCUGGUGAGCAGAGGAUGAAAUCCUGCUGGCUGCCCAGGACUGCUUCAAAACAUGUUACCCGCAGGCACUACACUGGGGAAGCUUAUCCCAGCAGUAUUGAAAGAGGGGUUGCCAGCACUGCAGAGGUCCCAAGGUAGGAAGAAGAGAGUUAGCCCUGUGACUAGUGGGGUAGAGAGGAGGAGAGAGAUACUGGCUACUGCCCCUGUGUUGUGCCAGCAUUGGUGGUUGGAAGGUUUCUCACUGCCAGCAGUUAUGGUUUCCACAGUGAUGCUGAUGGCUGAUGGAGGAGUCAAUUUGGGAGGUGAUAGUGAGUGAGGUAGGGCUGGCUCAGGCAACUUCUCUCCAUAAAUGCAGGUGGCAGUGAUUGCAGCAAGUGAGAUCAGCCUGGAGUGGGACAUUGUUGUCAGUGGCAAGGGUGGCUGGGACCUGUACUCCAAUGAUCUGAGAUACAUUGGGGGCAAUGAUGCAGGAGGAGGAAGGGGAAAGAGGGUAUGGUUAGCAGGCAUGUCAUGCUGGUCGAGCACAUGCUAUGGCAGUGCAGGAGCAGCCCACCAAUGGUGCAACACUGCUGGCUGCAAGAAUCUGCUUUACCGUCAUGCUCUGUGUAGAGAACAUGCUUGCAAGGCAACGCACAGCAGGACUGAGACUUUCUGUUUUCUGCAGUGUGGUUGAGGGACAACGACACAGCACUUCCUUCCCUUGCCCCUUUCCCAAUCAUAUAGGGUUCAAAAAACUAUAAAUUGCAUUAGCCCCAUCCCUCAAAUUGUUCAUGGUUGGGCAUUCCAUGAGUCGUUCAGGGUUGAGUUGGGGAAGGAGGGCAGGCACAGCCCUCAAAAUGAACAAAUGACACUAUCCAUUUCUAUAUCUCCGUAUUUUUUUGGUUUCUUAGGAUUCCUGAGCAAUAGCGGGCACUUUCUGCUAGUGUUAAAAAAAUAUCUACAGUGGGGCGGGAAGUCUUGUGAAGAUUCUCACAGAGUCAUAAACAAGCUCACAUUACAUUCUUCACAAUCUUAUUUUACAGGGAUGUCUAAAAGCUGUCUGAGCCAAAGUGGAACCCUCUCUUUUCUGCUCAAUCAUCAGUGGCAACUAUUCACAUGCAAGUUCUUGAGCAACAUUCUUCUGUGCAUAACAUCCCACCUGCAAAACAUUUUCAUAUUGCUCAAACCUCUAUCAAUAUGACUCUGAUUACAAAAAAGAUGAUGACACUUUCCCCUAAGAAUCAAUAAAUCCUUUGGGUGUGGGAACUUCUCAGGACUGACAUUACUUUGUUCAGCAUGAUUUUAGCUCUGUGGAUAUGCAAAACAAAACAACAAAAAAACCUGUGGGGUGCGGGAAGCUCUAAUAAUGGUUAUAUUCAAGCAAGAAGUCAAGGAAACAAUAUGGUCUAGAGUGGUAUCCAGAUGAUGGGUCCCAAGAUGUUGUUGGAUCACAGUUUGCAUCAUCCCUGACCAUUAGUUAAGCUAACUGAGGAUGGUGGGUGUUGCUACUCAAGACUCUCUGGGGGCAAAGAAUGCUGAAUUUCCUUCUAGACUCCAAAUUGUGCAUCAGAGUACUAAAGGUAUGGACUUGGUACUCGUCCUCACCUAAGAAGAGCUCUGUUGGAUCAGACCAAAGUCCUCUAGUCUGCAUUCUAUUCUUACAAUUGCUAAGUAGAUGAUCGUGAGGGCAGUAGCUUUCUUCUACUAGUUCUUCUGGUAUUCAGAGGCACGUUUACAUCAUAGAUUGUGAGGAUUAUAUAAAUCAAGGUUCAUAUUAUGUGUAACACAGCCAGAUUUCAAAGCGUUCUUCUUUGAUUUAUUCCACAGAAGUAGAGAACAGGAGCAAGACAACUGGCUUUAGGAGACACUUUGUCAUCGUCCUGGGUUGGCUGGGCUGCCAUCUGAUAUUAGAGGUCCUCAGGGCCGGCUCCAGACAUUUUGGCACACCACCCCAAUUGUAGUUUGUUAAGGGUGCUUAUAUGCAUACUGUUGAGGCUCAUCACGUGCCCCCAACCCAGAUGCUGAUCCUCACUCCUCCCUUCUUCCUGAUGCUGAUCUUCACUUGGGAAAUAUGGAAAUGAGGGGCAUGUAGAUCAGCAUCAGAAAUGGGAGGAAGGAAGACAUACAAUGAUAUCAGACAACAAAAGAAAAGUCCCUAGGGUAUACAGCAAAUGAUGGAUUUGUUAAAUGUUUAUUUUCUCUUAUUAAAAAAAUAUAUAUGUGUAGACAGACAAAUAUUUUGUCUAACACAGUCAGCUAACACAGGAUAAGUUCCUGCUUAAUGUAAUGUAAAUAAUUGCAAUGUAAACUUACCUAGUGUCUUAACAGCAGUGUAAAUUCCGGAGCCGGGUGCCAAGAUUAGGUUCCAGUUAGACUGAUAGUCCAAGAUGAGUUCCUAUGUCAAUCCAUCCUCCUCUGAGUAAAUUAAAUAUAGUUCCUUUACUUUGUUUGUCCUGCAGCAAAGCUGCAUUAUACUGAAUCAGACCAUCUGGUCCAUCUAAAUUAGUAUUGUCUACUCCAGGGAUGGGUAACCUCUGGCCAAUGCACCAAAUUUGGCCUAGCAGGAGUCCCAGUUUGGCCCAUGAGUCCAUUUCUCACAAACCAUGCCCACCUGCCCCACACUUGACGACAUAUGGGUUGUCAGGUGUGUGGCAUGUACUGGCCUGGCUAUAAAGCAACAAUCUGGCCCAACUACACUCUAGUGGGUUCCCAUCCUCCAUGGGUGGGUACUGGUGGGCUUACCCAGCAGCAGUGAUAAGGAUCAUUAAUCUUGAUCAAGGUCAUUAAUCAUUAAAAAAGGUCAUUAAAAAAAUGCAGGGUUUUUUGGAGCCGCGAUCUUGCAUGGCACACCCAAACACAUUUUUGGGCACCAUGCCCAAAAAAGUGGUGGGGGGGGUCUGUGGCACAAAAUUGCGGCAACCAAAAUGUUUGUUGAGCUCUCACAAUAAAAAACAGGAAGGUGGCAGCCCGGAUUUUGGCGUCAAAGUGUUGGAGGGUAUGCUGAAACUGAUGCCAAUGUGUAAUUCAAUAUUGCUUCAGGAAGCCCCACCCAGCCUGAUUCAACUGUGGCAUCAAAAUCAGCAUUGAUCUGAGCGAUUUCCUCCUCCAAAUGAUUUGCAGAUGUUUUGCAACUAGCUACGGAGUGGUCCAUUGUUAAUGAUGGAAUAUUGGCCUAGACCAGCCAGUUUAACACUCUGAACUGCUCAGUUACAAUUGCAAACAUUUCUGCCUACUGAGCAUGCUGGUUGGGAACAAUGGGACAGUAUCAGCAAAGCUCAGAUGCUGACAGGAGGAGAAGAAGCAGGCACAGGGAGAGGACAAUUAACAGCAGAAAGCAGAGAGGAGGGGGAGAGCAGCUGUAAUCUGAGCUCUGACCAAAGGGACAGACAGAUGUGUUAGAACUACUACGAUAGUGGGCAAGAUGUUGGAAUGCAGGAAAUACACUCUGCCAAAUCUCACAGGAUUUCAAAAGUGGCAGAGAUGUGUGAAAGACCGGAAGAGAAGGUGGGGGCUUCCGUUCUGGGGAAGGGGGAGGAGCUCAGUCUGGGCAACUCCAUCUUCUGGGGAGGACAAUGAGUAGAGGA
This is a messenger RNA of Podarcis lilfordi (Lilford's wall lizard), 28121 nucleotides long. The record is from the annotation of a GenBank genome assembly. Lineage: Eukaryota; Metazoa; Chordata; Lepidosauria; Squamata; Lacertidae.